Messenger RNA from Pogona vitticeps (central bearded dragon), 2926 nucleotides. RefSeq names its product transmembrane protein 278 (gene TMEM278). Lineage: Eukaryota; Metazoa; Chordata; Lepidosauria; Squamata; Agamidae. The record is from RefSeq and is a predicted model, not a curated record. Gene Ontology annotation, molecular function: PDZ domain binding. Gene Ontology annotation, cellular component: plasma membrane.
GGAAGCUGCACAGCAAUCCGCGCUGUCAAGGAGGAGGGGGGAAAGAAAGAGACACAGCGCUAUGCAACACCCUCUCAUUCAACCCCCAGCUUCUCUCCUUCUGCAUUUCACGCCUCGCAAGAGCGCCAGACUCCCCGUAGACCGUUAGCCAAAGGAUUCGGCUUGCUCUUCCUGGGAAAACUUUAGGAGGAAGGAUCUUUGCUUCCCGGCCUUGCAGGAGAGAACAGAGAAAGGGGGAACGGAAGGGAGAUGCAGAAGGACUUUCUCCCCUACCCCGAAAGGAUCGAUGGAUGAACCUUGACCAAGACCAGAGCGGAGAGGGUGAAGAACCUUGAAGGCUGACGUGACUCCCAAGACUUCUUUAGAAUUCUGGCAGGACAAGGAUGGGGUGGGAAGUCUGGGAGAAGCCUUCACCCCACCAAGUGUGGAAGAGUAGCCACAGAAAUACAGAUAGUAAGGACUCCUUCCUUUCCUACUAGACUUCCACGGCGUCCGUCUCUGGAGAUAACCCAGUCCAGUUGGUCCAACCGGAGCAUCUUCAUCAACUCUUGGUGGGGGACCUCCGAGACCAUCCUCUCCAUCUUUGUUCCACCAAGCCCGUGGAUGGCUGGUUCUUCUCUAAAGGAGUGUGGAGAACGUCUCCUCUGGAUCUGAGCCCCUAAACCUUGCUUCCGAGCAGUGGCCGGGCUGCAGAACCAAAGCUACUUUGCCUGCGAUUGAAACACAAACGGGAGCGUUUCAAUCCGGAGGGGAGGAAAAAGAAGGGAGGAGAGAAUUGGGAAAGGACAGUAGAAGGCAGCGGACACCCUUCGCUGAAUGUUCUUUGACCAUGUCUGACCCAGAGAUGGACGACUACGAUGCGGACAACCUGCCGGACGCCUGGGGGAGGAUCCCUGGGCUGCCCCCUUACAACAUGGAAGACCAGCUCCUGCCGAUGGAGCGGAGGAGCCCCUGCGGGUGUGUGGCCUGGGCGUGUCUUGUCGCGAUGAUGAACGUUGUGGUCUUCCUCUUGAACGUCCUCUUGUUGGCCACCAUCUUCCUGGUGGUCCUUCUGCCCACCAUCGUGGUGGCCUAUUUUGGGUUCCAGUGCCAUUCGCGGGUCCUCCACUCCACCGCCUCCUAUUGCCAGACCAUCCUGGAUGACAACAGCUCUUCUGCCCUGAUCAUCCUCGGCUUCGUCAUGAUGUCCCCGCUCAUCGUGGUGGCCAUGGCUGUCUACUGCGGCCUGGUGAGGCGCCUCCACCUCUUCCUGUGCUUCCAGCCGUGCGCCAGAGCCGUGUACAAGGGGGUGAAGUGGAGGUGGUCUGAGGACGGCGGCCCGUGCGGGUGUCCCCGGGCGUGGAACCACCAGGUCAAAGCCUGGGUUUAAGCGGGGCCCUGCUCUUCUCUGCUUCUCCGACUCUCAUUUUGAAGAAAUAGCAGCAGAAGUGGAAACGGCAGGGAAUCAAAUAUUUGCUGGUUGGUUUCUUUUCUCCAGAGGAAAAGCCCUGCCUAAUGUUGACUCCAUGAUCUGCGACAUCCCCUCCUUCUGUCUUUGCCUUGACCAUCAACUCAGAAGCCAGCUGCUAGUCCCACUUCUUCAGGCGCCAUGCCCACCGUAUAAUAAUGUGCUUGUCCCACCUUGUCAGGUUGUUGUCGCGAGUUCACACGUGAAGAUUUCUGAGCACUUUAUUCAAAGGAAAGGUACGUCGUGAUUCCGAAAUGCAGUUAUUCCCAGUGAUUUUUCAGCUACCGUUUGGCAACUUGCUUCAAGCCAUCUGUUUUUAAGUUUGAACAUCUCUCUCUCUCUCUCUCAAAUGAGCCAAUUUACAUUCCUGGUAACUUGGUCCUCAAAGCAGGCAAUGAAAGACUUCGUUGCUUUUUUUUUCUUCUUCACAUCUUCUCAGCUCUGGGUAGAAAAACCUCAAAGGAACCAUUACGAAAAAGGAAGAAUUCGCUCUCAAAGCGACAUUGAGCAUUAGAAAUGCUCAUGUCCCCUGUAAUUUUCUUCUGGUGAAAGCAGACGUGUUUCUCCUCCAGACCCCCCAGGUUGGACUGAGGACCUGCUGAAAUGGAGAAAAAUCUCAUUUGCGUUUUCCACCUUGUUCUGGGCCCUGAUCCAGAAAAACAGGGGCGCCCGGCACUGCUCAGUUUGUUAUGCCGUAAGAGCUUUCUCCUUUACCACGAAAUGCAAUUCAUUAUGUCCUGCAAAAGGAAGGGAGGAAUCGUCUCUAUUCGUUGACACCACUUCCGAAAUAAAAUUUCUAACAUCAAUUUCACUGUGCUCUCAUUUCCCAAAAAGGGGAAAAUAGAAUCUGAUGACCACCAACUCCAUUUACUGUGAGCCGGUCCUGACAGACAUCGGCAAGUGACAAACAUAAUCUCCGUGGGGACAGUUUGGAUUGAUUCCCACCACUAUGGCAAGAGUGGCCUUGAUUAAAAUCAUCCUCUCCCUUGCUACUGAAGAUAAUUUCAUUUUAAAAAAGCUGGAGAGUUCUGAAGCAGAGGUGACCAUACUUUGGACACUUAAUGGAAAGAUGAGACUCAUGGGGGGGAGAUCCAUAAUCCUAGAGGAAGUGGAAGGUAGUAGGAAAAGAGGAAGACUAAAGAUGAGUUGGUUUGACCCAAUCAAGGAAGCCAUGGCCUUCAGUUUCCAAGAGCUGAGCAGGGCUAACAACACGAUGUUCUGGAGGUUGCGCAUUCAUCGCUUCAUCGUAAAUCGGAAGCAACUCAAUGGCACAUCACAUCAGCGUGGGGUUCCAGUUACGUCACUCAGUCAAAAAAAGAGCUUUCUGUCCUGCAAUCAACACCAGCUCCUCAGUGUUACGUGUUUUAUGCUAUUCUGAUACCUGUUCUGUACGACUGUGCCGACGGCUGCUAUAUAUAACUUUCUGGGUCUGAGUUCCACCUGUACCAUUUAUACGCAACGCCUACUGUUCUUGCGAUC